Amoebophrya sp. A120 is the source of this 2669-nucleotide messenger RNA. The record is from the annotation of a GenBank genome assembly. NCBI's taxonomy places the organism in Eukaryota, Dinophyceae, Syndiniales, Amoebophryaceae.
AGGUGAAGCGCACGGUAGUUCUUGAAACAAAAAUCUUCAUCUUGAUGUUGAUCUUCUGAAAAAAAAAACAAUAGUACAAAAUGUCCUCGACCGUUCUCGAGUCCUUUUUCCGUGCGUUGCCCACGCAUUUGGUCUCCGCCACCACCUAUGUCUACUAUUCCUCUAUCGUACGAAAAAAAGUGUUUCACUGCAAAGAUCUUACAAGUUUAGCAUCACAAGUUUGCUCUAGUAGGCAAAUUUUCUCUGUGACGUAGAGUCUACGUCACAGAGAAAAUUUGCCAUGCGAGAUACCUAAGGUAAAACGCAGCUAAAAAUCCACUGUCUUGCGUGUGUAGCAAGAAAAACACUUCUCAGAUACAUAUUCUGCAUUACAAGUUUACAGUGAAGCAGUUUUUUUCUUGCGAUAUCCCCGUGGCUCAUGUUGAUCGUUGGCGUCAUCACCUUCAUUGCCUGCAUGCUGAUCAAAGCCCCCUACGGCCGGUAUGCAGACAGUAAGUGGGGCUAUUUGCAAAACCCGAAACUCGCUUGGUGUUGGCAAGAGUCGCCUUCCUGGUGGGUCCCUCUGUUAUCCCACGAAAAAACUGUCUCACUGUGAUAAUUUUGCUAAAUCUGCAACAUCACAAGUUUGUUACACAUGACGCUGAAAGUCUGUCAUGCGCGCUUCCCAAGGGAAAACACCCUUAAAAAUGCAAUGUGUUGCAGGUGUAGCAAGACAAAUAGUUCUGUGUUCCACUUUCUGCAUCACAAAUUCAUAGUAAAACAGUUUUUUCUUGCGAUAUCUGUUGGUGGUCCUGCACUAUGUCUACACGUUUGAAGGCACGGCGCUGCAGGCGUUUCGGAGGUACGGUGAUUCUAUUUCUCUGCCUUUUAUCUGUCAUGCAGAGUAGACAUGGAAGAAGAUCAGGGCAAUACUGUUCGUAUUUGUGUUGCUGCACGUGCACCAGCCUACUUCUGCUACAGAACUGGAAUAACAACAUAUUUGAACUACAACAGACUCCACCCCUGCAGUAUUUUCCUUCUCCUUUUUUUCGAGGCGCACUACAUUCAGCGCGCCAUUAUCUACCCGCUGUGCCGCAUGAGCCCCAACGCCACCAAAGUGCCCUUGAUCGUGUCUUGCCUCGCUUUUCUCUUUUGCGUGUGGAACGGAUUGCAGCAGUCCAUCGCAUAUGAAUUGCAAAAGUAUAAUGAUAAUCGUGGUACUCGCAGAAAUGCCAGACUGGCAUCACAAAUCUACUCUCUUACCGGAAUCAGCAUGACAAAGUUCAUUUUUCUUUUUGCUUUUGGAAAAAUUUGUAAUGCAAUUUUUACCACUACCGUCACCGUGCUUUUGCUUUGCAAUGCAUAUCGUGCUGCUCUACGUCACGGAGUUUUCCAACGAAUUUCUGUUUAACACGCCAGUGUUUCGGAUCGGGUUCACGAUAGCCACGGUGGGCAUGAUUCUGAACAUCCACGCAGACUCAAUUUUGAUCAACUUGAGAAGGAAAGACGAUAGCAAGAUGAAAACAGAAGAUCAUGGAGGUUCUUCUGCUACGGGAGAAAUUGAAAUGGGUGCUGCGGAAAACAAAACGCCGUUGAAGAAACGAAAUCAAAGUGGAGAACAAAUCAAGGACGCCGCGACCCCGUCGGUAAAAUCGAGUCCAGAAAAGAGCGCAGCUGCGUUUCAACUGAAAACCAGUCCGGAUAAGAAAGACCUGACGACUUCUUCCGGGACGGCCACGACGAGGAUAAAGACCGCGAUGAAAUCUGCCAUUUCGUCCGCGUCGCAGACGAUCCAGAACUUGCGCCGAAGGUCCAGUUCCCAGCAGAGAGUGAUGAAACGCAGUAGAAACCGGUCGAACAAAUCCCCUGGAUCAAGUCAUGGUAGUAACGGGAGGACCGGGGGGACAAAGACCCCAGGUGCCUCUAGUAGCACAACUUCCGCUGCAGUGAAGAAGAGCUACAAGAUCCCGUUCGGCGGCCUCUUUUACUUCGUGUCCGCUGCCAAUCUUGCAGCCGAGAUUUUGGAAUGGUUCGGGUUUGCGAUGGCGAACAAUUUCUCCCUACCGACUGUCGCUUUCGCGUGCUACAUAUGCAUUGCAAAAGUAUCGUACUAGCAUGAAUAGCAUGACAAGUUCCCGCAGCAAUAGUAGAAAUGGAAUUUGUAAUCCUGUUUUACCUUAGGAAGAAUAGAAGAUUUGUCAUGCCUGUUUGCUAUGAAUACGAGUGCGAUGCUUUUGCAGUUCAUACUGCACAUUCGCAAACAUCGGGCCGCGGGGGUACCACCACCACAACUGGUACUUGGAUCAUUUCGGAGAAAAAUACAAGGCGCUGGGAAGGAAGGCCGUGAUUCCGUUUUUGUGGUGAGGGUGAGGAGGAAAAUUUCGUUCUGUGAAAAGGCGGCCCUGAGAUGGUGUUGAUGUGUGGAGGUGGUGUUGUUCUUUCGUGUGCUUUAGCAAAUGAGGUGUGCACUACACACGGACCUGAGGAGCAGAUCAGUAAGAAUGUCCUCAUCUGGCUACUAGUACUAGACUCAUGAUGGAAAUGAAAUUUGCAAGACAGUGAUAAAAAAAGCUAUAGCAGAAUGUAUUUGUGAAGAACGUGCAGCACUUAUUAUAACGCGAGUGAAGCUGAAGGCGCAGUGCCCCCUAGCUAAGGCAAGCAAGUGCGGAAGCAGUUAGCAUGUUCGACAC